CCACGAUCAUUGAAUAAUGCGCAGACCAUAAAUACAAUUCGACAACGGCAGCUCGCUGCAGAAUCUUCUUCUGUCUGGACUCGUAUUAAGGCUGACUCGCCAGAAUGGACAGCUCAAAUUCUUCUCGUGUAGAAAGCGAGACUACACCUCUGAUCCCUGCAGGGGUCUCGAAAAAGCCUAAAACGCCUCUUCCAAAACUUCAGAUAGGUAUACUUAUGGUACUGCGACUUGUGGAACCUAUCGCUUCGAUGUCGAUAUUCCCGUACGUUAAUCAGCUUAUCAAAGAACUUGGCAUCACUGGAGGCGACGAUGCGGCUGUAGGAUAUUAUGCUGGAAUAAUUGAAUCUUUAUUCUACUUCGCGCAGGCACUGACAGUGCUGAGGUGGAGUCGGUUAUCUGACCAUAUUGGACGCAAGCCAGUGUUAUUGGUGGGACUAUCAGGAACUUGCAUCUCCAUGCUAUGUUUUGGUCUCUCCACAUCGUUCUGGAGCCUCGUCAUUAGCCGCUGUAUGUGCGGUAUACUAAACGGCAACGUUGGAGUCAUGAGGACCAUGAUGGGUGAAUUGACAGACUCUACAAAUAUGGCUCAGGGAUUUGCCUUGAUUCCAGUCGUCUGGUGCAUUGGAAGUUUCGUUGGCCCUUUAAUAGGCGGAACACUCGCGCGUCCACAAGUUACCUGGCCUGGUUUAUUUGCUCAUCCAUUUUGGAGCAAAUACCCAUACUUUCUACCUUGUGCAGUGUCUGCCUGUCUUAUUGUGCUGGCCUUUUUCAUCCUGUUAUUUUUUUUAGAAGAAACAUUAUCGACCAAGCGUCGAUCAAAAUUGAAAUCAAUUACCCUAGGCAUUUCAAGUGGUGCCGACAGUGACGAUCGAGAAGCCCUUGCCCAAAAGUCUAUGGCGAACAUGCCCUUGCGUUCUCUGCUCACGCCUACUAUUAUAAUUCCAAUUGCAAACUACGCUAUGAUUGCUUUGCUUGACAUUUCUUUCAUCGUUCUUUUGCCGCUAUUCUUUUCGACACCUACCUAUCUCGGCGGCCUUGGUUUUACUCCUUCUUAUAUCGGUUCAUGGCUGGCGUUGUUUGCAGUUGUGGAUGGUGUCUUCCAGGCACUGUUUUUCGCCAAAAUUGUCGAUUGGCUUGGUCCAAAGCGUCUCUUCUGUUUGUCAGUGUCGUGCUUUGCCCCAGUCAUCCUUUUAUUUCCGUUCAUGUCAUGGCUCGUACACGCAAGGGGGAUAGUUGAUCAUGCAAUUACGUUUACCUUGGUUGGCCAACUAAUUCUGACAGUUAUGUGGGAUAUGGCAUUUGGGACUGUCUUCAUGUUUAUCACGGCCUCUGCUCCUGCAAAGAACGUCCUUGGCGCUGUCAAUGGUCUCGGCCAAACCUCCGCAUGCAUGGCUCUCUAUGUCAUGUUGAUUAUGCUGGCUGGUGUAUUGAGGUGGCUGGGCUCGCAGUUGCCAGAUGAAAUACAAAAUAGGGAUGAGUAA
This is a messenger RNA of Suillus paluster, 1481 nucleotides long. Its product is annotated as MFS general substrate transporter. Gene Ontology annotation, molecular function: transmembrane transporter activity. The transcript has 8 exons. NCBI's taxonomy places the organism in Eukaryota, Fungi, Basidiomycota, Agaricomycetes, Boletales, Suillaceae. The record is from RefSeq and is a predicted model, not a curated record. Gene Ontology annotation, biological process: transmembrane transport. The coding region runs from base 105 to 1481 and encodes 458 amino acids.